Molecule: messenger RNA, 2129 nt
Organism: Canariomyces notabilis
Lineage: Eukaryota; Fungi; Ascomycota; Sordariomycetes; Sordariales; Chaetomiaceae
Product: DEAD-domain-containing protein
Exons: 4
Coding region: 68-1945 (625 amino acids)
Molecular function (GO): nucleic acid binding; ATP binding
Source: RefSeq, a predicted model, not a curated record
GGGAAGUUGCAGCAUUCAAGAGAUUCUCAUACACAAGCAUUUUCCCAAUUCGCGAAAAUACGACAAUAUGUCGGCGGGAAAGAAACAUGCUCGCAGCGAGGGUGAGGAGCAAGGCGCUCGUGUCUCCAAAAAGCAAAAGACAGUCGGUACCGCAGACAGCAGCCCGAUUGAUAGCGAUCCCUCCGUUCUAAAGGCCGAAAAGAAGAAGAAAAAGAAGGAAAAGAAGGACAAGUCAGAAAACAAGGAGGAAAAGAAGAAGAAGGAAAAGAAGGAGAAGAAGGAGAAAAAGAAAACGAGAGAGGAACCGGAACAGAGCACCGGGGAAACUGGGAACGAAACUGGCGAAACGUCGAUUGCGGAUGGCGACACUAAGCCUGAGAAAAGCAAGAAGUCGAAAUCCAAAUCAAGAGAGCAGAAUGGGUUGUCCAAUGGCACUGGUACAGCCGAAUCGACCGACCUUGAACCCGCGCCCGCAGUGAAUGGUAUCCAAGAUGCCCAGCCGAACGCAAGCAAUUACUCGUACAAGCAGACGGCCGCUCUCGAUGCCGUGUCGGAAGUUGAGAUCCAAGAUUUCCUAAAGGCAAAGGAGAUCGCAAUCUCCGACCCGUCGAGCAGCAAUCUGCGUCCGGUGAUGCAGUUCUCACACCUGCCAACCUCGCCGUUGCUAUCCAAAAACCCUUUCGCGACCUUUACCGAGCCGACUCCGAUCCAGGCCGCAUCAUGGCCCUUCGCACUUUCCGGCCGCGACGUGAUUGGCAUCGCAGAGACAGGGUCAGGCAAGACAAUAGCUUUUGCUCUUCCCUGUGUCGAGCUGCUUGCCUCCAGCCCCAAGGCGAAGCACUCAAAAAAAGACAAAACAGCGUAUGCCCGCGCUGUGGUGGUGUCGCCAACCCGCGAGCUCGCCAUGCAAACCCACGCCGCCAUGUCCUCGCUCGCCUCCCUGGUGGGCUUGUCCGCCGUGUGCUUGUACGGCGGCGCCAGCAAAGAUGAUCAGCGCACCUUGCUGCGCAAGAACAGCGGGGCUGACAUUAUUGUUGCGACGCCCGGGCGGCUCAAGGAUUUCCUCUCCGAGGGCUGUGUAUCGCUCUCCGAUGUCAGGUUUGCCGUGCUGGACGAAGCCGACCGCAUGCUUGAUAAGGGGUUUGAGGAGGACAUUAAGCUCAUUCUCGGGAGCUGCCCGCCGCGUGAGAGGAGACAGACCCUGAUGUUCACAGCCACUUGGCCCACCAGCGUGCAAGGUCUGGCGGAGGGCUUCAUGGUCAACCCUGUCAAGGUCACGAUUGGCAACCGAACCCGUGCAGGCGGCGACGGAGACAGCCAGGGCAACGGAACAGUUGAGCUGCAAGCCAAUAGCCGCAUCGAGCAAAAGGUGGAGGUCGUUGAUCCCCGCGGCAAGGAACAGCGUUUGUUGCAGCUGCUCCGUGAGGCGACGAAGGGCAGCGCCAAGAACGACAGGAUACUGGUAUUUUGCUUGUACAAGAAGGAGGCUGUGCGAGUGGAACAGUUCCUUCAGAGAAACGGGGUGCGCGUCGCCAGUAUCCAUGGCGACUUGCGGCAGGACCAGCGGACCCGCAGCCUUGAGGCGUUCAAGGCGGGAACAACAAGCGUGCUAGUUGCGACUGAUGUAGCCGCCCGUGGUCUUGAUAUUCCUGAAGUCAAACUCGUCAUCAAUGUGACGUUCCCCUUGACCAUCGAGGACUACGUCCACCGUAUCGGCCGGACGGGCCGGGCCGGCAAACUGGGCAAGGCCAUUACCCUGUUUACGGAGCAUGACAAGGCGCAUUCUGGAUCGCUCAUCAACGUUUUGAGAGCGGCUAAGCAGCCUGUGCCCGACGAGCUUCUCAAGUUUGGCACGACCGUCAAGAAGAAGGGGCAUGACACAUAUGGCGCUUUCUUUAAGGAUGUGGACAUGAGCAAAAAGGGGACCAAGAUCACGUUCGACUAGAGCCGAGGGGUAUGACAUUGUACGGACUUGUUUUGACCACGGAGUAUACCCGGGACCUAUGGCGACUUGAUUUGGCGCGUCCCCUUGAGUGUCUGGAUGCCCUCGUAUAGGAACUCGCGUUCAGAAACGGCAACAACCAUGAGAAACGGUACCGCGACGGCCGCCGCCUUGAAGAGCUCAACAA